AUGGCUUUCUGUAAAAACCACCCGCCGAAGUUCAGUGGGGACUAUGAUCCAGAAGGUGCUAGGUUGUGGUUAGCUGAGACUGAGGCGAUUUUCGAGGCGAUGGGUUGCCUCGAGGAGCAUAAGGUUCCUUAUGCGACGUUCAUGCUCCAAGGAGAAGCUGAGAACUGGUGGAAGUUCGUGAACCCUACAUUAGCAGCACCUGGAGGCAUGAUUCCUUGGAAUGCCUUCAAGGACAAAUUCCUAGACAAUUAUUUUCCACGAGAUCUCAGGAAGCGAAAAGCGAGAGAAUUUCUGGAUUUGAAGCAGGGAAACAUGUUCGUUGGAGAAUACACGGCCAAAUUUAAUGAACUUCUACAGUAUUGGCCGCAAUACCAAGAUGCUCGGAACGAAGAAGACUUAUGUGCUCAGUUUGAGAAUGGGCUUCGACUGGAGAUUCAACAGGCAGUUAGCUACAUGCAGAUCAUAGAUUUCAAUCAACUGGUGACAAAGUGUUGA
Glycine soja is the source of this 495-nucleotide messenger RNA. RefSeq lists its product as uncharacterized. The coding region runs from base 1 to 495 and encodes 164 amino acids. The record is from RefSeq and is a predicted model, not a curated record. The transcript has a single exon. Lineage: Eukaryota; Viridiplantae; Streptophyta; Magnoliopsida; Fabales; Fabaceae.